UAGUUGGUGCUGUUCUUACAGAAGAAUGAGGGUUCCAACUCCACACAAAUGUUGAGGUUCCACCCGCAACACAGAGACACACAAAUGUAGAGAAACUCUAUAAUCUCAUAGAAGAGUGAGGGUUACAGUUCCACACGCCCACCCGCAACACGGGGGGACACAGUGAAUGUAGAGAAGCUUUAAAAAAGAGUGCUUGCUUUUUUAGAAGUUAUUAGGCUCGUAUAUACUAUAAAUGAGCAAAGCCACGCAAGUGAUAUCUUUUGAGAGUCCAAAUUCUGUCCCCUGGGCGGUCUAUUAACACCUUUUUGUUCAACUUCCGUCUCCCUCUCUUUCCCAAUAAUAAUUUAGGGACGGAUUUUAUGAAAAAUGUUUGCUCACAAGGGAAAGAAACCCAAGGUUCCGGAGAUAGCUGAGGUGGCGGAUUCCGAUGACAUUGACGAUGAUCGCUUUCUCUCCGUCGAGAAGUUGCAGGAGGUUCAAGAUGAGCUUGAGAAGCAGAUCAAUGAAGAGGCCGGUGACAAGGUGCUGGAAGUUGAGCGGAAAUAUAAUGAGAUACGCAGACUUGUCUAUGUCAAACGGAAUGAGAUGAUCCAAACUAUUCCUGAUUUCUGGUUAUUUGCUUUCCUGUGCGACCCUGCACUUUGUGAUCUCUUGAGUGAAGAAGACCAGAAGAUCUUCAAGUACAUAGACUCUAUUGAUAUGGAGGAUUUCAAAGAUUUGAAGUCAGGGUACUCCAUUACAUUUAAUAUGAACGAAAAUCCUUACUUUGAAGAUGCAAAGCUGACAAAGACAUUAACAUUCUAUGAUGAGGGAGCAACUAAGAUAACUGGUACAGAAAUCAAGUGGAAGGAGGGCAAGGCUGCUUCCAAUGGAGUUGAAGAUGUGAAAAAAGGGAACAAAAGACCACUUUCUGAGGAGAGCUUCUUUAGUUGGUUUAGUGAAACUCAACAGAAAGAUAUUGCAGAGCUUCAUGAGGAGAUUGCAGAGAUAAUAAAGGAAGAUUCGUGGCCCAAUCCACUGAAGUGUCUUAAGAUGGAGACUGAUGUAGAGGACUCUGAUGGUGAAGAGGAAGACAGCUGAGCUCUUUCUGGCUUGCUUUUCAUCAUAUUUUUCAUUUUGCUCCUAUGGUUCCUAGCAAUGAGAAGAACAAGCUCCAGUUAGAACCAACCUUUCUGGUUUCAUGGUGGUAGAACCUCGUAACAGACUGUCCUUAUUUCUUUAAUGUUCUGCUGUUUAUGCCCUAGAUCUGUUUUCUUGUAUUUUGUUUACUGUUCUCAAGCAGAAUUUUCUUUUCACUAAUUGGAGCCCCAUGUGCAAAAAGCAUCCAUAACGGUUGGCCGAUAAGGGUGUAUGAAUAGAAUUUUUCAUGAAUGUAUGGAUAGAUUAAACGUGUUUAGACCAA
Molecule: messenger RNA, 1402 nt
Organism: Carya illinoinensis
Lineage: Eukaryota; Viridiplantae; Streptophyta; Magnoliopsida; Fagales; Juglandaceae
Product: NAP1-related protein 1-like
Exons: 9
Coding region: 367-1080 (237 amino acids)
Biological process (GO): nucleosome assembly
Cellular component (GO): chromatin; nucleus
Molecular function (GO): chromatin binding; histone binding
Source: RefSeq, a predicted model, not a curated record